UUCAACUUGCAGACACAUCUACACCCCAAACCAAAGACACAGCAAAACGGGAACCCAACCGACGCGGCCCUGCCCAGGGGAACGGAAAUGUAACAACCGAGAGGUCUAAAGUCCCUCAACCCUCGGUCCCGAAGAACGCCGCCCCCGCCAACAGGCUGAACGUUUCACAACCUCCCUCCUCGACUUCGUCGCAAAGUGGCAACCCUCCUCGAGUUCCUUAUAUGCCAGGGGUAGUCAGGCACGGUUCGAACAUGCCCUUGGCUGCCCAGUCUGCUUCCUUUGGGAACUACUCGGGUACAGCAAGCCCUGGGCCCAUCGUGCCACCUCCUGGAGUCCUUGAUCUCGAUUGGCUCUUCCAAUUGUCGACACAACAUGGACACGGCGCUCCUAGCCACCUUGAUCAACAGAUUCACCACUAUCCACACUAUGGCACCGGUCAGGCGCAGGCCCGAGGUUUUCCGUCGAAUGCCGUACCAACUAUGCAUGGUGGCCACCGAUCAAAUACAACCAUGGCCGGCACUCCGUCUAUUCCACAAGUUGCACAAGGGGCUGGCAGAGGGCAGGUGAGUGGAAGUUUCUCCAGAGCUGCAGGGCCAUCUGGACAGUCCCAUCCGCCGUGUCCUAUAUGCAGCCAAGGACAUCUCCCUUCGGAAUGUAAGGGACGGGCCACAGAGGCCCAGUUACGCGUUGCGCUUGAUAGUAUUGCAAGUUGGCCGUCAUCUUCAACGAAAACUACCGAGAAAAUGCUUCUCAAGGCAAAACUAAAAGCUAGAUCCACCCUUGACGGGUAGGCUUCAGAGCAGAUGGAUGUUUUCGGGGAAUGAGAUGUAACUAUAGCAUACAUUUACUUUAUUACAGGGAACCUGGCUAGAUGAAGGAAAAAA
Messenger RNA from Sodiomyces alkalinus F11, 884 nucleotides. RefSeq lists its product as hypothetical. The transcript has a single exon. Bases 222 to 791 code for a protein of 189 amino acids. The record is from RefSeq and is a predicted model, not a curated record. Lineage: Eukaryota; Fungi; Ascomycota; Sordariomycetes; Glomerellales; Plectosphaerellaceae.